AUGCGCACAUGCCCCACUGUGGCGCUGGAAGUCAUAUUGGAGCUCACACCGCUGCACCAGGUGAUAAAACAAGCAGCAAACCACACCAUGCUGCUUAUCAAGACGGAGUGGAGCGAUUCCACGCUGGAAAGACUGCUGGAAGACAGUACCAUUCAGUGGUACACUGAUGGCUCAAAAACACCGGAGGGUAUUGGGGCAGGUAUUGCGGGACCGCGUACUACGCUGUCCAUACCAAUGGGCUGCUUCCCAAAUAUCUUCCAGGCUGAAGUUUUUGCCAUAGGUCAGUGCGCUGAAGUCAACCUCAGCCGCAACUAUUGCAACCAGCGUAUAGCUAUUCUCAGUGAUAGCCAAGCGGCACUAAAGGCGAUUUCAUCAUAUGAGAUCAAAUCGCUUUUAGUUGAGGAAUGCAUAGAAAGUCUAAACCGCCUGUCCUUGUGCAACCGGGUGCACCUAAUUUGGGUGCCAGGGCACAAAGGAAUAGAAGGAAACGAGAAUGCCGACGAACUGGCCCGCGCUGCGGCAGCGUCCAAGGUGAUGGGACCAGAACCAUUCAUAGCGAAAUUUGGUAGCACAGAAAUUUGGUAG
Molecule: messenger RNA, 585 nt
Organism: Bactrocera neohumeralis
Lineage: Eukaryota; Metazoa; Arthropoda; Insecta; Diptera; Tephritidae
Exons: 4
Coding region: 1-585 (194 amino acids)
Molecular function (GO): RNA-DNA hybrid ribonuclease activity; nucleic acid binding
Source: RefSeq, a predicted model, not a curated record